CUGUAAUAAUUAACUUACAUGGUUUGAGAAACUGAAAACAGAUAAUAUGUGUGUUGCAGAUGUAUAUGCUUGUUUAUGGGAGUCAUGUGGGUUUGAAUCUUCGGACUCCAAUGAGAUAGUGAGACAUGUCAAUUUCCACUCAUACCAUACCAAAAUAAAGUGCAUUGGAUCAAAUAUUUUGGCUCGAUCAAGGCUACCAGCUUGCACAUUCAUCCAGGUUGGAAAGAACUUGGUACCAGACUUGCCAGAUCCAUUUACAUGUUGUUGGGAUGACUGUGAGCGAACAUUCAACAACUCACAGAUGUACUUCAACCAUGUUCAGACACAUGUCCACUGCAACCCACGUGGUAAUAACGUAGAAGGUGGUGUUCCCUGCAGCUGGCGUGGUUGCAAGUCUGUGUUUCGGUCAAUGUACAAAUUAGCGGACCAUGUCAGAAGCCAUACGCAGGAGAAACUUGUGGGCUGUCCAACCUGUGGUGGGCUCUUUGCAACAAAAACUAAGUUCUUUGACCAUUGUAAGCGCCAGGUUCCCUUGGAAUUACAAGGGUAUCAGUGUUCACACUGCUCCAAGUAUUACCCAUCUGAGAGACUGUUGCGGGACCACAUGCGUCACCAUGUGAACCACUACAAAUGCUCCUUUUGCGACAUGACUUGCCCUACUCCAUCAUCCCUUAGUGUACACAUUAGAUACAGACACCUGGACAGCAAACCAUUCAAGUGCAGCUUUUGUGAAUACACAUCCUAUCAAGCUGUUAGAUGGUACAUGGUGCCUCAAAUCUUGACAGAUGACCAGACACAUCGGCUAUGCAUUGCAUCUGAUCUUUUACACAAUGCAGAGAUGUUUGAUAGGGUCAUUAAUGGUGAUGAAGCAUGGUGUUUGCAGUACAUCCUGGAAACAGAUAGCAAGAGCAUGCAGUGGAAAACACAGAAUUCACCUCGGCCAAAAAAAAGAUGCAUAUCUCUCUCGCAAUUCAGGGCCAUGCUUGUGUGCUUCUUUGAUUGCAGGGGUGAUAGUUCACUAUGA
Cryptotermes secundus is the source of this 1024-nucleotide messenger RNA. RefSeq names its product histone H4 transcription factor. The coding region runs from base 47 to 1024 and encodes 325 amino acids. The transcript has 5 exons. Gene Ontology annotation, molecular function: DNA-binding transcription factor activity, RNA polymerase II-specific; RNA polymerase II cis-regulatory region sequence-specific DNA binding. Gene Ontology annotation, biological process: regulation of transcription by RNA polymerase II; anatomical structure development. Lineage: Eukaryota; Metazoa; Arthropoda; Insecta; Blattodea; Kalotermitidae. The record is from RefSeq and is a predicted model, not a curated record.